UUGGGAAUUCAAUCAAACAACAAAUACAUUAAUCAAAAUGGGAUUGUCACCAUUCGUCUUAAACUUCUUUCGUGCCAUACUCGUGGCCUCAUCAUCCCAAGGUAAUUCAGACCUUGCGGUAGCCAACCAAAUUCACCCUCUCCGACCCCAGUCCGGCUUCGGUGGAUACUAUGUUGCCGGAGUGUCGUGCCUGAGCUGGCGACUGGGCGUCGAAACUAACAAUAUCAUUGGCUGGAAAACCGUCCCUGAGGAAUGCGAAGGGUAUGUCGGGAACUACUUGCUUGGCGGCCAAUACCGGAAAGACUCGAAAGUGGUUACUUAUGAAGCUUAUGAGUAUGCUAAGAGUCUCAGAGUCCGCAAGAAGGACUUGUGGAUCUUUGACAUUGACGAGACUUCACUUUCCAAUCUACCUUAUUAUGCUAAACAUGGGUUUGGGGUAGAGCCAUACAAUCCCACUGCGUUUAAUAAAUGGGUGGCCACCGGCAAAGCCCCAGCGUUGCCCGAGAGUCUUCAGCUUUAUAACAAUUUACUGAAUCUUGGGAUAAAGGUUGCCUUCAUUACAGGGAGAUCAGAAGAGCAAAGAGAUAUCACACAAACCAACCUUCUAAAUGCUGGAUAUCAUACUUGGGAGAAACUAAUACUCAAGGGACCCUCUUUUAAAAAUAAAACAGCAGUUGUAUACAAAUCGGCUCAAAGAAAAAAGUUGGAAAACAAUGGAUAUAAUAUUGUUGGAAACAUUGGGGAUCAAUGGAGCGAUCUCUUGGGGGACAAUCUAGGCGAUAGGACAUUCAAAUUGCCCGAUCCAGUGUACUACAUUAGUUGAUCUAAAAUGUCUAGUUCAUGCUAGCAAUAAGCGCUUAAUUGUUAGUUCAAUUCAAUAAUCCAUAUUAAGAUUUCUGAGUGAUACUUGGUACACUUGGAAUAUCUUAAUAUUGGGAUUCGUUUGUAAGACGAACUAUGUCACUAUGUUAUGCUAACCUUUAAAUGGCAGGUUAAUUUUCUAUGUUAUAA
Ziziphus jujuba (common jujube) is the source of this 1011-nucleotide messenger RNA. RefSeq names its product stem 28 kDa glycoprotein. Bases 38 to 823 code for a protein of 261 amino acids. Gene Ontology annotation, molecular function: acid phosphatase activity. The transcript has 3 exons. The record is from RefSeq and is a predicted model, not a curated record. Lineage: Eukaryota; Viridiplantae; Streptophyta; Magnoliopsida; Rosales; Rhamnaceae.